UGAAAGAUACUACUCACCUACAAAAUCUACAAAUAAUUAAUUGGUACAAACCUUCUAUUUAUAUCCUUUCCUUUUUUUAGUAUUAAGUAGUUGAUAUUAGUUAGUUAAAAGGUACUACAAAAUGUGGAAGAUCAAGUUUGGUAGGAAUUCAUCAAAGGAAAAAGAAGAGGAAUACUUGUUUAGCACAAACAAUUUCUUAGGAAGACAAACAUUCGAGUUCGACCCGAAUGCAGGCACACCUGAAGAACGAGCCCAAAUCCAACAGGCUCGUCACAACUUUUACACAAAUCGCUACAACGUUAAAUCUUCUAGCGACCAUAUUAGCCGACUUCAGAUGCUUAAUGAGAGAAAGUUCAAACAAACAAUUGAGCAAGUGAAGAUGAAUAAUGAUGUUGAUGAUGAUGAUGAUGAUGAUGAGAAUAAAUACAAAGCAGCCAAUGCAGCCAUGAGAAGAUCAAUUAAGUACUGGUCAGCUCUUCAAUCACCACAUGGCCAUUGGCCUGCUCAAGCUUCUGGCAGUAUGUACUUGACCCCACCACUGGUAUUUUGCGUCUAUAUUACAGGUCAUUUGGAUAUAAUACUGAAUGAACAUCAUAAAAGAGAAAUAUUAUGGUAUAUGUAUUGUCAUCAAAAUGAAGAUGGUGGAUGGGGAGUGCACGUUGAAGGACCAAGCAUGAUGAUGUGCACAGUUAUGAACUAUCUCGCCAUGCGCCUUCUCGGAGAAGGGCCUAACGGCGGUCUUGAAAAUGCAUGUGCCCGAGCUCGAAAAUGGAUUCUUCACCAUGGCGGAGCAACUGGAUCUGCCUCUUGGGGAAAGACUUGGAUGGCUAUACUUGGUGUAUAUGAUUGGGAUGGAUGCAAUCCAAUACCACCAGAGUUUUGGCUAUACCCUUCCAUUUUCCGUCCAUCAAAUUUGAUGUGCUACUCAAGACUGACUUACUUGCCAAUGUCAUAUUUAUAUGGGAAAAAAUUUGUUGGCCCAAUUACACCUUUGAUUGAAGAACUUAGAGAAGAAAUCUACAAUGAGCCUUACAAACAAAUCAAAUGGACCAAUAUGCGUCAUGUUUGUGCCAAGACUGAUAACUACUACCCCCAUGGUAAGAUACAACGUCUCUUGUGGGAUAGUGUCUAUUACUUUGCUGAGACUUUUACUGGUAUUUGGCCUUUUACAAAAAUGAGAGAGAAUGCACUUCAAAAAGUAAUGGAAUACAUUCAUUACGAAGAUGAGAAUAGUCGAUAUAUUACCAUUGGCUCAGUUGAAAAGGUUUUAAUGAUGCUUGCUUGUUGGGAUGAAGAUCCAAAUGGAGAAUAUUUUAAGAAACAUAUUCCUAGAAUUGAUGAUUAUAUAUGGAUUGCAGAAGAUGGAAUUUGUUUGCAAGGCCUCACCAGUCAAUGUUGGGAUUGUAGUUUCUCUUUGCAAGCUCUACUAGCUGCAAAUAUUAGUGAAGAAAUUGGAGAUGUGCUAAAGAAAGCACAUGAGUUCUUGAAGCAAUCACAAAUUAGGGUUGAUGUUCCAAACUAUUCAAAAUAUUUUCGACAUAUUUCUAAAGGGGGAUGGACUUUUUGUGAUCGUGAUCAUGGAUGGCAAGUUUCUGAUUGUACUGCAGAAGCAUUAAAGUCUUGCCUUUUGCUCUCAAUGAUGUCACCUAAUAUUGUUGGAGAGCCUAUGGAUGUAGAACACUUGUAUGAUUCUGUAAAUCUCAUCCUUUCACUACAGAGUGAAAAUGGCGGUUUAACGGUUUGGGAACAAGGAGGAGCUCCGAAAAUAUUGGAAUGGCUUAAUCCAAUGGAGUUCAUUGAGGAUGUUGUCAUUGAAUAUGAAUAUGUAGAAUGUACUGCUUCCUCAAUAGAAGCAUUAAAUCUAUUUAAGAAGUUACAUCCAAACCAUAGGAAAAUUGAAAUUGAGAAUUUCAUUACCAAAGCUGUUAAAUUCAUCGAAAACAAACAAACGACUGAUGGUUCUUGGUACGGAAGUUGGGGGAUUUGCUUCAUUUACGGUACAUGGAUGGCCGUUAGAGGUUUAAAGGCCGGUGGAAAACAUUACUCUAAUUGUCAAGCUGUUCGUCGAGCUGUUGAUUUUUUACUCAAAAUACAAAGAGAAGACGGCGGUUGGGCAGAAUGUUACACUUCUUGCACUAAUAAGGUUUACACUCCUACUAAAGGAAACCAACCACAUUUGGUGCAGACUUCUCUUGCAUUAAUGACUUUGAUUCAUACUAAACAGGCUGAGAGAGAUCCUACUCCUAUUCAUCGUGCUGCAAAAGUGUUGAUCAAUUCUCAAUUAGAGGAUGGUGAUUUCCCUCAACAGAUGGCUUUGGGAUCUUUCAUGAAAAAUGGCAUUCUAAAUUACGUUUCCUACAAAAAUGUCUUCCCUAUUUGGGCGAUUGCUGAGUAUCGUAAUUUAGUUCUACUACCAACUAAAUGAAUUGGACAACCGUUAUAAGAUACUUGUGUACGUAUUGAGCUUUAAAUUUUUAAUCGAGUCUGUGUUGUAUCACAUUGCUUAUGUGUAAGUAACUUGUGGUAUUUAUAUUAUAUUUAGUAACUAUCAAAGCUUAAACGGAAUAAUAAGGUUUUAGUAAUUGAAUAAAUAAUAUGUUUGGUGUGAUUUUAUAAGAAAAUAAAAACCAAUUUCUAUAAAACAUAA
Messenger RNA from Cannabis sativa, 2647 nucleotides. Its product is annotated as lupeol synthase. Gene Ontology annotation, cellular component: lipid droplet. Bases 122 to 2425 code for a protein of 767 amino acids. NCBI's taxonomy places the organism in Eukaryota, Viridiplantae, Streptophyta, Magnoliopsida, Rosales, Cannabaceae. The record is from RefSeq and is a predicted model, not a curated record. Gene Ontology annotation, biological process: triterpenoid biosynthetic process. The transcript has 15 exons. Gene Ontology annotation, molecular function: beta-amyrin synthase activity.